AUGUGCACACACAAAGCCAGUUGUUUUAUGUUUAUAGAGGGUAAAAAGAAAAUUCAAGACCACCAUGCUGCAUCGGGAUCUCUGAAAGAACGUGAGGAAGACGGUUUCCAAAGGCAGGUGAAGAAAGUACACGUCCUUGAUGAAAUCAGUGGACAGAGAUCUAUGGACACUGAAGGGAAGGUGGACAUGAACGGAUGUGAGCUGGUGGGAAAGCAGCAGCUGUUGGCAGCAAAGGAGGAGGCAAAAUUGGCUGAAGAGGAGACAAGAUGGUACAAGAUAAGACUUGAAGAAUGUCACGGGCAAAUGCGGGAAGCAGAGAUCAUUUGGAGACACCAGGUCACUCUUGCCGAGAAGAAGGCCCAAGACAGCUCGCUCAGGGCUCAGGAGCUGGAGAGGGAAAUCUCUGAAUUGAGAAGGGAAAACUCUGACCUGAGAAGGGAAAACUCUGACCUGAGAAGGGAAAAAUCCUCUGAGCUGAGAAGGGAAGUUGCCCACCUGAAACAGAGAUUGGAUGCAAUCUGCAGAUGGAGGCAGGCAGAGGAAUACAUGAGGCAGGAGCCCACCCCAGGAGGACCGUACAGGCUGCAACCUCCCCUGAGAGCUUCACAGAGGGAUGGCAACCCUGUUAGGAAUGGAACCGCCUUUCCGGCUCAGGAGGCAGAGGAAACCAAAGUCACCCCGUGUGCCGGAGGGCCCCAACCAUUCCGAGGACAAGAAUGCGUGGCCUGCCCAGGGUGCGGCCCGUCGUCGCCCAGAUGGCCGACGCGGGACCUGGCGCGGCUCCUGUGUGGCCCGGCAGCGCCCGCCCACAAGCGGCGGCCACGGAGGCCCAGGAGCCCUUGGCCAGCUCUGCUGCAGGACUACGGGAUGCCCAGGUCCUCAGUGCUCUUUGCGCCCAGGGGCAGCCCCUGCGGGGCGGAGGAGGGCCCUUUGUGA
Messenger RNA from Camelus dromedarius (Arabian camel), 936 nucleotides. Its product is annotated as melanoma inhibitory activity protein 2-like. The record is from RefSeq and is a predicted model, not a curated record. Lineage: Eukaryota; Metazoa; Chordata; Mammalia; Artiodactyla; Camelidae. Gene Ontology annotation, biological process: endoplasmic reticulum to Golgi vesicle-mediated transport; protein secretion; vesicle cargo loading. The transcript has 10 exons. Gene Ontology annotation, cellular component: endoplasmic reticulum membrane; endoplasmic reticulum exit site. The coding region runs from base 1 to 936 and encodes 311 amino acids.